UUUUUCUCAUCAGAAACACAAGCGCGUCAAUUCACUUCAAGAUUUCAUCGUUGGAGGUUUUUACGCACCGCAAAAGAGUAAAGAAAACGCCGCAGAGAUGAGUGUUGCGUGGUUUUACGUGCCCCCGAAGGACCCCCUCUCCUGAUAAAGGGACCAAAGAGGACAAAACAAGGCUGUCCACGAUAUUUUCCAAAAGAAGAUCGCAAAGGUGGAGCGAUUAGAGAAGGGCUGAUGAAGGGACUAUUAAUCCUUUCAGUGCAUCAAAAGCACCAAAGGGCAUUAGAAACGUUUGGAUGGAAAUCGGGCGAGUGUUUGGAACUGUUUCUUGUUUUAUACGAAACUGGUGACUAGUUGUUGUGACGCAUCUGAAAGGGAUUUGGUUUUCCUCCACUUGAGAUUUUAUAAUAGGGAAUAUAUAUAUUUCUUUUCCAUCUUGUUUCCUAACCGAAAAGGUUGCGCGGCAUGAGCGGUUUCUCGGUGUGAAUGGUCAGAAACUCUCAUCUCUGUGUUUUUUUCUCUCCUCAAGUAUUCUCCAAUCUAAAUGGAAUUAGUUGAGUCUGAAGCCGUUUGUGAAAGGAACAGACAUGGUACAUGGGCACAGCUUCCCUCACGUUGUUGCAAGUCUGCUCAUACUUGGGUUGUCUGGAGCAACAAAGAAGGACCCAGCAGUGAAAAACAAUUCUGGAGUGAAGCCUGCAGGUCAAUGUGGGACGUGGGUGAAAGAAUCAGAAGGAGGGCUCUUCACCUCUCCCAAUUUCCCCAACAAAUACCCCCCAGACACAGAGUGCGUUUACAUCCUUGAAGCGCCCCCCAGGCAGUGCAUCGAUCUACACUUUGAGGAGAAUUAUUCCAUCGAGUCCUCUUGGGAAUGUAAAUUUGACAAUAUCGAGGUACGGGAUGGACCCUUUGGCUUCUCCCCAAUGAUCGGACGCUACUGCGGCCAGCACAGCCCGCCUGAUAUCAGGAGCAGCGGCCGAUACCUGUGGAUAAAAUUUGUUACAGACGGCGAACUGGAAGCGGUGGGAUUUUCAGCAAGUUACAACUUCACUGCAGAUCCAGACUUUGCAGACUUGGGAGUACCCCCACCUCUGCCCUCCUGUCAGUAUGAGAUGGUUGGUCCAGAAGGUAUCGUUGAGUCUCAUCAGAUCACCAGAGACGGGAAGGCUGGCGCCGCCGAGGCCGUGGACUGUAAAUGGUACAUCCGCGCUCCGCCGCACUCCAAGAUCUACUUGCGCUUUCUCGACUACGAGAUGGCAAAUUCCAACGAGUGCAAGCGGAACUUUGUGGCGGUGUACGAUGGUGGCAGUUCAGUGGAAGACCUGAAGAGCAAGUUCUGCUCCACGGUGGCCAACGACAUCAUGCUGGUUUCCACGCUGGGAGUCAUCCGCAUGUGGGCGGACGAGGCCAGCCGCAAAAGCCGCUUCCGCAUCCUUUUCACAACCUACCAAGAACCUCCUUGUGAAGCAGAUGCCUUCUUCUGUCACAGUAACAUGUGCAUAAACAACACACUGGUGUGCAACGGUAUGCAGAACUGUGUCUACCCCUGGGAUGAGAACCAAUGCAAAGAGAAGAGGAAAGCCAACAUCCUCGACAACCUGAACAACACAAACGGGACCAUCAUUGGCGUGACGUGCUGCAUCGUCCUCAUCCUCCUCAUCGUCUCCGUCAUCGUCCAGGUCAAGCAGCCGCGCAAAAAGUACAUCUUGCGGCGUGAGGACUUUGACCCCACCAUGUUCCAGGAGGUCUUUGAGCCCCCGCACUAUGAGCUGUGUACUUUACGGAGCGCCACCACGCCCACGGCGGCCUCGGCGGAUUUAGUCGACCUGGCGGAGGACUUUGAGAACUACCACGCCCUCCGCCGUGCCUCCUCGCGCUGCGUCCACGACCACCACUGUGGCUCCUCCUCCAACCCCGGCUCGGCGCACAUAUCCCAGCUGUCGCUCAGCGGGCGAGAGAGCCGCGGGAACCUGAGCAGCCGCGACGCGGCGGCCGCCACCCUGCUCACGGACCUCCCGCAGCCGCCCAUGGCGGUGCGGCCGUUGCUGCCGUCCGCGGGAAACCGCCGGAGCAUCCUGGUCAUGAAGCACAGCUACUCACAAGAGGCCGCGGACAAUGGAUGCGACCUGGAUGACGACCUGGAAGAGGUUCCCACCACCAGCCACCGGCUCUCACGCCACGAAAAGGCAGUACAGCGGUUCUGCCUCAUUGGCUCAUUGAGCAAACAUGAAUCAGAGUACAACACAACUAGGGUCUAAGAGACAAUCUCAAGACUUCUUGAGAAUAGUGCAAUCCUGGAUCAGUACGAACGGGCAUCACUGACAUAUGAAAAAGCGGAGCGGAGAUUUACACCAGCAUGAUGCUGAUGAUGAUGAUGAUGAUGAUGAUGAAGGGACGCUUUGACGAAAGGAGACUGAUUGUGUAUUCAUGCGCACGCAUGAACACAAUGGACUAUAUGAAAAUACUCCAGCUUCAGUGCUGUGAAGUGAGAAGGUUUUGUAAAUGAGUCAGCUCUGUGCUCUACGUGCGAUGUGGAACUUUAUGAUCUCCAUGGUUGACGAACUUUCGAGUGUGGACGCUAGAAACAUAUCUGUCAUUAUCAUAGAUUAUCCACUAACAAAAUUAAUGUGACCAUACAUCUUCAGAUUGAUUUUUUUCUUCUUCUUUUUUUUAGCAUGUGUUUCUCAGUUUGGUAGCGGACAUUUCAUGAUUUUAGUAGCAAACUAUAGAUGCCUGCAGUUUGCUGAAUCUAGUGAGAUUUAUUUCACAGUAAAUUGGAAUUAAUUGCCACUAAUUACUAACUAAUUUGACUUUACUUCUGUUAGAGUAAACAGAAGUGGUUUAAUUUAGGUAAAAAAAAAAAAAAUUCAAGGCCGAGUUAUAUGGCUUGUGCAUGCUUCUUCUAUUUCCAUUAAAACACUAAUACCAAUAUUAAAAAGUAAUAAAAAUCUCCCAUCUACUAAUGCAUUAGUCAUGAGCAUAAGAGGUGGUUUUUAAAAGCUUCUUCAAAGUGAAUUAAUUGCAUUGCAUGUUGUUGCGUAGCUUAACCAUUAAAGAGCAUUAUGCAAAUAAAUUUCCAACUCAUUAAUUUAAACUUAAACUCCCUUUUGAAUAUGAUGACUAACUUUUUUGACAGGCGUUUUUAUUUUAACAGAGUGCUUGCUUUUUCUCAGCAAACAGGUCUGUUUGACUUCUAACUCUCUUUUACCGUCUGAGCUUAAUAUCUUUGUAUUAAAACAGACUUUUAUACUAUACAGCAAACUCAAGCAAUGACAGUUUUUACAAUUACUCAAAUUAACUUUCAGGGCUGAUUUUACUGAUGCUUUAUAAAAUAAAAUAACAUGUAAUCUUCACUUUUUUUUCCUCCUUUUUACUUAGUUUCUGGUCAAACUCGGUACACACACUAUCAACAUCUCACAAUAAAAGUUUUUGUUUAAUGCUUUAAUUUGUUGCAACUGAUGCAUUUCAGAGGAACGCCCAAAACAAAAGUAUGUUUCGUGAAGCAAGACAAUUGAAUCAAUUUGAUUCCUUUGAUUUCUUUUCUUUUUGUAAUGGUUCCAAUAUUCAAAUUAUCUUAAACAUU
This is a messenger RNA of Salarias fasciatus (jewelled blenny), 3580 nucleotides long. It is a transcript of the gene neto1l, whose product is annotated as neuropilin (NRP) and tolloid (TLL)-like 1, like. The coding region runs from base 585 to 2255 and encodes 556 amino acids. The transcript is spliced from 12 exons. Gene Ontology annotation, molecular function: ionotropic glutamate receptor binding. Gene Ontology annotation, biological process: positive regulation of excitatory postsynaptic potential. NCBI's taxonomy places the organism in Eukaryota, Metazoa, Chordata, Actinopteri, Blenniiformes, Blenniidae. The record is from RefSeq and is a predicted model, not a curated record. Gene Ontology annotation, cellular component: postsynaptic density.